This is a messenger RNA of Abrus precatorius (Indian licorice), 2158 nucleotides long. Its product is annotated as inactive TPR repeat-containing thioredoxin TTL3-like. NCBI's taxonomy places the organism in Eukaryota, Viridiplantae, Streptophyta, Magnoliopsida, Fabales, Fabaceae. Bases 8 to 2140 code for a protein of 710 amino acids. The transcript has 7 exons. The record is from RefSeq and is a predicted model, not a curated record. Gene Ontology annotation, molecular function: protein binding. Gene Ontology annotation, cellular component: cytoplasm.
AAAAAACAUGGCAACAAAGGCAAAGAACAACAAGGUGGGGAGUGAAUUGGGUUGUGGUCUCAUGGGGAGAAUUCUCCAACUCAAAAACAACAAGCUGAGAAAAGCAUCUGUUCACUCACUACCCUUGAAGGCUAGUGACAAUGCAAUGAAUGAUCAUGGCAAAAGUGAACAUAAAAAGUCACCAAAUGAUGAAUCAAAGGUUCCACAAAGAAGCUCCACAGACACUGCACUCACUGAGCCACAUAAACUGGGUGAAGCUCAGAAAACAGCUAGAAAGAGUGCCUCUAUUAAUCCACAAUCUUCUACAUUUCGAAACAAUCAAAACCGAAGACAGUCAGAUGCUGCCAGAAGCUCAACAUCAUCAUCCACUAGCAGUUCAACUUCAACUCAAACAAAGGUUCAACAAAACAAGGACAAGAAUUAUGAGAGCAAGCCACACAGAGAUCCCAUUGGAACUUCUCUUGCACUUGCUAGGAUAAGUACUAGUCAUCAGAGAGACAAUGUGAGUAUCAAGUCCCCAAACAAAGACUUUGGUAACUUGAAACUCACCGGGAAUUUGCUUGUGAAUAACACCCCAAGAAGAAAGAGUGUGGAAUACAUGCCUAAAAAUGCAGAUUUGAACUCUGUGCCCAGUUCUUAUAGCAAUGCAAGCAAAGGGUUGAUGGGGAAUAUCAUGAGGAAGAACAGCAGCAGCAAUGAUUUUGCAAAAUUUUUGAGUCCAAGACACAACAAAGUGGACCCUGAGCUGUUGAAGUCCGUCGGAAAUGAAGCAUACAAGCUAGGAAGAUUUGAAGAAGCUUUGGCUUUGUAUGACCGAGCAAUUGCUCUUGAUUCAAAUAAGGCAACGUAUCAUUGCAACAAGAGUGCAGCUUUAAUUGGCUUAGGAAGGCUUCAAGAAGCAAUUUUUGAAUGUGAGGAAUCUAUUAGGUUGGACCCUUCAUAUGUCAGAGCCCACAACCGUUUGGCAACAAUAUAUUUCAGGUUGGGAGAAGCAGAAAAAGCACUGGAUUGCAACCAGUCAACCUCAUAUGCUGAUUCAAUACUUUCUUUCCAAGCCAAGGCUCUUCAGAAUCACCUUAACAAAAUCAUAGAAGCACGAAAAGUCAAUGAAUGGGGCGUCGUACUGAAGGAAACAGUGUCUGCAAUAUCCUUAGGUGCUGAUUCAGCUCCACAGGUCUAUGCUUUACAGAUUGAAGCCUUGCUGAAGCUCCUAAGAUAUCAAGAGGCGUAUGCCAUCUAUGAGAAAAUGCCAAAAUAUUCACUUGAUUGGUGUAACAAGAUAUUCGGCUUGGCUCGCAGUGCGUACUUAUUGAUAAUAGGCGCACAGGUUUACUUGGCAGCCGGCAGGUUUGAGGAUGCUGUGGCUGAAGCUCAACAAGCAGCUAAAGUUGAUCCAAGCAACAGAGAGGUGAAUGCAGUGUUAAGGAGGGUUAGAGCAGUAACAUCAGCUAGAGUGAGUGGAAACUUACUCUUCAAGGCAAUAAAAUUCAUGGAAGCAUGUGCUGUGUACAACGAAGGACUAGAGCAUGAUCCACACAACUCAGUUCUACUAUGCAACAGAGCUGCAUGUCGCUCUAAGCUUGGCCAAUAUGAAAAAGCGAUUGAGGAUUGUAAUGCAGCACUUAUGGUUCAACCAUGUUAUAACAAAGCAAGGCUAAGGAGGGCAGAUUGUAAUGCCAAGUUGGAGAGGUGGGAAGCAGCUAUUCAAGACUAUGAAAUGUUAUUAAGAGAAAAGCCAGGGGAUGAGGAAGUGGCGAGGGCCUUGUUUGAAGCUCAGCUGCAAGUCAAGAUUCUGCACGGUGAAGAUAUUAAGGACUUGAAAUUUGGUUCUAAUUUGGUGUUCAUCUCAAGUAAUGAUCGGUUCAGACAUUAUGUGACUUCACCUGGGAUGGCUGUGGUGCUCUUUAGCAACAAGACAACCCGCAAGCAAGUGUUGCUAAUGUUGGAAGAAACGAGCAAGAGAUUCCCAUCAGUUAAUUUCCUCAAGGUGGAGAUUGAAGACCACCCCUACUUAGCAAAGUCAGAAGGUGUGAACUCUAUCCCAAUCUUCAGAAUAUACAAGAAUGGAUCAAGGGUUAAAGAAAUUUCAAGCAACAACCAUGAGUUGUUAGAAAGAUCAAUCAAAUUGUAUAGCAGCUGAUAAUUGCACUUUUUCAUA